UCUUCCAGAUGCGUUUUUGGGGUUUCUCUCUAGAACUCUCUAUCAUAAACUCUGUUCCUCGUAAUACAGUCGUAGAUUCUUGAAAAGAUCGAAUUGACUGAGGGGAAUCGAAGAUGACGUCAUCAGAUGUUGUAUUAGAGCAACGGAUUAAGGAAAUAGGGAAGCAGUUAUCACAUCCUCCGGAUUCUGUUGAGGAAUUGCUCACUGUUCUUGAUAAAGUGGAGAAGCUUUUAUCGAAGGUUGACCAGUCGCCGAAAUGGUCGAUGAUUGGUGCGCUUAGACCGUCGAUAACGGCGUUGAUUAAAGACGGUCUUUCAAAACAUUCUGAUGUUGAUGUGAAGGUUGCAGUUGCUUCCUGCAUAAGCGAGAUAACGAGAAUUACAGCUCCUGAUGCACCUUACGAUGAUAACCAAAUGAGGGAUGUAUUUAAGUUAAUUGUUUCUACGUUUGAGGGUUUAGCUGACCAGUCCAGCCGAUCUUACUCCAAAAGAACUUCAAUUCUUGAAACUGCUUCGAAAGUCAGGUCAUGGGUCGUCAUGCUUGAUCUUGAAUGUGAUGCGUUAAUUGUGGAAAUGUUUGAGCAUUUUCUAAAAUCAGUAAGGGACUAUCAUUUAGACUCUGUUUUUCCAUCGAUGGAAAGUAUAAUGGUGUUGGUUAUAGAAGAAAGUGAAGAAAUUCCAGUUGAGAUGCUCAAACCACUACUCGCUCAUGUUAAAAAGGAUAACACGGACGUCUUGCCAAUAGCUCGAAAUUUAAGUGAACGAGUACUUGUGAAAUCUGCCGAAAAGCUAAAGCCUUACCUUCUGCCAGCUAUCACCGCUCUUGGUGAAUCUUUAGAUACGUACACUAAAGUCGUGACUGCAGUAUGUAAAGGCACAACUGCUACUAAUGAAAGUAAGCUUACAACGACAUCAUCAGAUCAGACGGAUCAGUUUGCAGUAUCGAUCCAACAAAAAAAGUCUAAAGCUCAACAACUGUCUUUAACUACACUCCCUCCAUCCAUAAUAGAAACCAUCCUAUGUCUUUUACCAACUGCAGAAGCAGCAAGGACAAGUAUCCUCUCAAGGGAAUGGAGGUACAAAUGGACGAAGAUUCCUAAACUUGUGUUUUUUCAUUCUAUUGAAGUGGCGCAAUUGCUCCCGUCUGAUUGGGCGCAAAUGUCUGACUUAGAAUGGGCAAGGAUAAAAAAGGACAUGAGGUGUAAACUUUUCUAUGCUAUACACCAAGUUCUGUUACUACGCCAGGGUCCAAUACAUGAGUUCACUCUUUUGAUGAAUGCAGAUCGCACCUGUUUUGAACUUGAUCAGAUACUGCUUCAUUUGUCGGGGAACCAUACUAUCAAGAAAUUAACACUUAAGCUUCAUCAUUCGGAUCCAUAUGGUUUACCCUUGUCUGUCUUCUCGUUGCAUCACUUAACGGACCUCUGUCUUCAACAUUGUGCUAUCAACCAUAAACCUAUUUUCAAUGGAUUUGGUAGCCUAACAAGUUUAACCCUAAACGAAAUAAGGAUCUCUAGAGAAACUCUUCUACAUCUUUUAUCUAAUUGUCCAUUGCUUAAGAGCUUGUAUCUGCUUAUAUAUGAAGGACAAUUUGUUGGUGAUGAAUAUCCAUUUAUGAAGCCAAGCAAUAUGGAGCUAUUCAAGUGUUUACCUGUGAUUGAACAUCUGACCACUUCUGGUUAUCUCAUUAUGUCGUUAGUUCAAGCCUCGAUUCCAGAAGAGCUUCCAGCCUCACUAAUCCAUCUAAAAUGUUGUACUAUCGAAGAUAUGUGUUUUGUUGACGCCUAUGGAUUGCCUUUUCUUGCUGAUUUGAUCAAAUGCUCCCCGAACUUGGAGAAAAUUAAGCUAGAGAUUAAUGCUGACUGUUGUAUUGAAACAAAGGUCGAUAAGUUGGAAGAACAUUCCGUUAACUUGGAAGAAUAUUCAGAUAUUUGGUUGGAGCAUCUGAAUGAACUGGAGAUUAAAAAUUUUUGUAACUAUAAGUCUGAGUUGGAGUUUGUGAAGUUAAUCUUGGCCAGGUCACCCAAUCUGAAGAAGGUUAUAUUGGUAACCUGGAUGGAUGAUAAAAUCGAAGAGUUUGAGAUGUUAAAAAUUCUCCUACGCGUCCCACGUGCAUCACCAGUAGAAAUAAGUGUUGAGAGUUGCUGAAAAAGACUAUGAGGACCAUUAGAUCGCUCAACUUUCUUGAGAACUAAUCUUGUAUUGCUAUUUGUAAUUCUGGUUAACUUAGAAAGAUUUUGUUGGACUCGGUUGCUGCAGCAAUAGAUAUGAUCCUGUAUAUACUUGUUAUCUGACUAUUUGAAAAGCAUUUUCUCCCCUACUA
This is a messenger RNA of Helianthus annuus (common sunflower), 2322 nucleotides long. Its product is annotated as F-box/FBD/LRR-repeat protein At1g13570. NCBI's taxonomy places the organism in Eukaryota, Viridiplantae, Streptophyta, Magnoliopsida, Asterales, Asteraceae. Gene Ontology annotation, biological process: DNA repair; mitotic sister chromatid cohesion. Gene Ontology annotation, molecular function: protein binding. The record is from RefSeq and is a predicted model, not a curated record. Bases 114 to 2147 code for a protein of 677 amino acids. Gene Ontology annotation, cellular component: chromatin; nucleus. The transcript is spliced from 9 exons.